CAACCCUCAGCCAGUGCUUUUCAUAUCUUCAUGGUACUCUGUGUGGGUACGCGCUGUGGAGAGAGCUAUCUGUCAGCAUCACGGCGUGGCCAUCCCUGCAGGCCCCAGUCGGGGCGACGGCUGCAGUUUCGUAGUUGAGGAGGUACGGCAAGCGGGACGACGUCGAGCCGCCCCUCUUCGUGACCGCGUUGCCUGCUGGUGGAAGCGCGUGGCCACGCUUUACAUCAGGCUCUUCGGCAUCGGCAGAGGGGCAACGGGGUGCGCGAGCUGGAGAUGAUCCAGACGGCGUGUGUGCACCUGGUUCACAGUCGGCCAGUGGGUGUCCAUCGGCUCCUCCGCCCCGUGAAGGACGCGGACAGCCAGAAGUGGGCGCAGGUCAUGCAGAACAUAGGUGAGCUGGCGCUACCCGUCCUGGAGUCGUUCGUUGAGCAGGCUCAGCGGCUGGCGCGGAGAGGGCAGCGCAGGGCCAUCAGUGAAUCCCUCACCGGGUUCAAAGAUUGGAUCACCCAGCAGACCUCAGUCGGGACGCUGCACCGCAGCAUGAAGAGAAAUCAGCUACCGCCCAUGGAGUUGUUGCAGGACAGCACAGCGGUGAUCCACCCCAAGGAUACCCUGGACUGUAAGAGCAAGAAGUGGCAGCAGGUUUGGGCUCCCCAUAACCUUCGGACCAGACAAAUAGUGUCUGCAUUCGAGGCGGCCAGGGAGGCAGCCCAGCAGGACACCAUGCCGCCCAUCACAGCAGAGGGUGUACGCUCGGCUGCCCACCGUAUCAAGGCAUACACGGCGCUGGGGGGCUGACAGACUGUCUCCAGUGGAGGUUGAGCGAGUACCGUGGGCAGCGCAGCAGGAGCUAGCUGAGCUUCUCAAUUCCAUUGAGCAGACCCAGUCCUGGCCUUUUCCAGACACAGUUGGUGAUUGGGAAGUUGAUUCCCAAGAAGCAGGAUGGAGAUAGGGCCAUUGGAAUCACUUCUCUAUUGGGUCGUCUGUGGUCUGCCAUUAGAGAGGAGCACGUGGGAGAAUGGUGCGGCUUAGUUGAGCAAUAUUGGGACGCAACAGUCGCGGGGAAUGCUUCUCUCCGCGAGGCGUUUCAUCGUGCGUUGCAGGAGGAGGUCUCGGGCGUUUUGAGCACCCCCUAUGCGCACGGGCUCACUGAUAUCCAGGGGAUCUAUGACAAUAUCGUGCGGGAUCUGCUGGUGACGAAAGCGCUUGCCCUAGGAUGCCCUCCCGUGCGUUUGUUUCUGGAGCUGACCCAGUGCAUGGCUCCCAGAGUCCUCGAGCAGAUGGGGGACCGUCAGCGAACCUUUCCUUGCUACUUGUAGUAUUAUCCAAGGAUUGAGAAGAGGCACCAGGUUCGCGAAGUGCAUGGCGCAUUCUGUUAUGGCCAAGAUCGUUCGCAAGCACGAGCGCGUAUCCCAUCGAGUCUGGAUCGAUGAUUUGUCUCAGACGCUGCUGGGCUCCAGGCGAGCUAUUGUGGAUCAGAUGGCCACUUGUAUUGCCGACACGGCUGAUGAGUUGAAAGAGUUGCAUCUGCCCAUUGUUGCGAAAUCCGUUGUGGUGUGUUCGCAUGUACAUGAUGCACGCGAGAUUGCACGCAGAGUUCGUCGAAGGGGGCAUGUCAUCCAGGCGGCGUUGCAGGCGAGCUUCUUGGGCGUCGACCAGGGUGGAGGUCGUAGGCGUGCGAGGGCCACUCGAACUAGGUGCGGGCUGAGGCACGCUAAGCUUCAUUCUAGGGUCGUCAGGUUCGCCAGGGCCUCCAAGAGGUAUAAGGUCACGUAUCGGCUGGAGCGUCUUGGGUCGCAGGCGGCCGGCAACUACGGCCAGGCUAUACAUGGAACGCGCGGGCGCGAACUCCAGCAGCGUCAUGGGAAGUUGGUGGCCGCAUGCAGCGAGGGGAGCAAGGGAAUCUGCAUCGCGCCCCUCUUAGCCAUCCGCGAGGGCUCUCGCGAUCCAGGGGUUGCCCUUCCAGCUGAGGUGUUACCGUUGUGGCUGCAGCAAUGGUUUCAAGUUCUUGAUGUCCGACCGUCAGUGUACAGAGCGUGGCCUCUUUUGUUAUCUAAGCACACACGCAGUCCGAUGAUUUGCUGCCGCAAGCCGUGGCCCAGCACGAGAUGGACGCAGCGUUCUGGCUUCGAGGGGGUAUCCCGCGCGAAUGGACGUGGGUGCCCC
Molecule: messenger RNA, 2166 nt
Organism: Prorocentrum cordatum
Lineage: Eukaryota; Dinophyceae; Prorocentrales; Prorocentraceae
Source: the annotation of a GenBank genome assembly